Messenger RNA from Lathyrus oleraceus (garden pea), 438 nucleotides. RefSeq names its product secreted RxLR effector protein 161-like. The coding region runs from base 1 to 438 and encodes 145 amino acids. The transcript has a single exon. The record is from RefSeq and is a predicted model, not a curated record. Lineage: Eukaryota; Viridiplantae; Streptophyta; Magnoliopsida; Fabales; Fabaceae.
AUGGAUCCAAGUGUCAAACUAUUAUCCAAUCAGAGGGAGCCUCUAUCUGACUUAGGAAGGUAUAGGAGAUUGGUUGGAAAGUUGAAUUAUCUCACAGUCACUCGUCCAGAAAUUUCUUUUGCAGUUAGAGUGGUAAGUCAGUUCUCAAGCUCCCCUUGUCAGGAACACAUGGAUGCUGUUAUCCGGAUUCUGAGAUACAUCAAACGUGCUCCAGGAAAAGGUCCAAUGUAUGAAAAUAAAGGACAUACUCAGAUAAUUGGAUACUCCGAUGCUGAUUGGGCAGGAUCACCCAUUGAUAGACAAUCCAACUCUGGGUAUUGUGUACUUGUUGGAGGAAAUCUUAUAUCCUGGAAAAGUAGGAAACAAAACGUAGUCGCAAGAUCAAGCGCCGAGGCAGAGUAUAAGGCCAUGGCAAUGGCAACAUAUGAAAUUAUUUAG